AUGAACAUACACGCGGCCCAGCCUGUGGGAGUCGGUACAGUAAGCCUCCCAAGCCGUUCAGACGAGACCCAGCUUGUGGGAGUCGGUACAGUAAGCCUCCCAAGCCGUUCAGACGCGACCAAGCCUGUGGGAGUCGGUACAGUAAGCCUCCCAAGCCGUUCAGACGCGACCAAGCCUGUGGAAGUCGGUACAGUAAGCCUCCCAAGCCGUUCAGACGCGACCAAGCCUGUGGGAGUCGGUACAGUAAGCCUCCCAAGCCGUUCAGACGCGACCAAGCCUGUGGGAGUCGGUACAGUAAGCCUCCCAAGCUAUUCAGACGCGACCCAGCCUGUGGAAGUCGGUACAGUAAGCCUCCCAAGCCGUCCAGACGCGACCCAGCCUCCCAAGCCAUUCAGACGCGACCAAGCCUGUGGGAGUCGGUACAGUAAGCCUCCCAAGCCGUUCAGACGCGACCAAGCCUGUGGGAGUCGGUACAGUAAGCCUCCCAAGCCGUUCAGACGCGACCAAGCCUGUGGGAGUCGGUACAGUAAGCCUCCCAAGCCGUUCAGACGCGACCAAGCCUGUGGGAGUCGGUACAGUAAGCCUCCCAAGCUAUUCAGACGCGACCCAGCCUGUGGAAGUCGGUACAGUAAGCCUCCCAAGCCGUUCAGACGCGACCCAGCCUGUGGGAGUCGGUACAGUAAGCCUCCCAAGCCGUUCAGACGCGACCCAGCCUGUGGGAGUCGGUACAGUAAGCCUCCCAAGCCGUUCAGACGCGACCCAGCCUGUGGGAGUCGGUACAGUAAGCCUCCCAAGCCGUUCAGACGCGACCCAGCCUGUGGGAGUCGGUACAGUAAGCCUCCCAAGCCGUUCAGACGCGACCCAGCCUGUGGGAGUCGGUACAGUAAGCCUCCCAAGCCGUUCAGACGCGACCCAGCCUGUGGGAGUCGGUACAGUAAGCCUCCCAAGCCAUUCAGACGCGACCCAGACUGUGGGAGUCGGUACAGUAAGCCUCCCAAGCCAUUCAGACGCGACCCAGCCUGUGGGAGUCGGUACAGUAAGCCUCCCAAGCCUUUCAGACGCGACCCAGCCUGUGGGAGUCGGUACAGUAAGCCUCCCAAACCGUUCAGACGCGACCCAGCCUCCCAAGCCAUUCAGACGCGACCAAGCAUUUGUGAAUCUGAACACCAAGCUGCUUUCCAAGCCGUCGUCUACGCGGCCCAGCCUGUGGGAGUCGGUACAGUAAGCCUCCCAAGCCGUUCAGACGCGACCAAGACUGUGGGAGUCGGUACAGUAAGCCUCCCAAGCUAUUCAGACGCGACCAAGCCAUUCAGACGCGACCCAGCCUGUGGAAGUCGGUACAGUAAGCCUCCCAAGCCGUUCAGACGCGACCCAGCCUGUGGCAGUCGGUACAGUAAGCCUCCCAAGCCGUUCAGACGCGACCCAGCUUGUGGGAGUCGGUAUAGUAAGCCUCCCAAACCGUUCAGACUCGACCCAGCCUGUGGGGAUCGGUACAGUAAGCCUCCCAAGCCGUCCAGACGAGACCCAGCUUGUGGGAGUCGGUACAGUAAGCCUCCCAAGCCGUUCAGACUCGACCCAGCUUGUGGGGAUCGGUACAGUAAACCUCCCAAGCCGUCCAGACGAGACCCAGCUUGUGGGAGUCGGUACAGUAAGCCUCCCAAGCCAUUCAGACGCGACCCAGCCUGUGGGAAUCGGUACAGUAAGCCUCCCAAGCCGUUCAGACGCGACCCAGCCUGUGGGAAUCGGUAUAGUAAGCCUCUCAAGCCGUUCAGACGAGACCCAGCUUGUGGGAGUCGGUACAGUAAGCCUCCCAAGCCAUUCAGACUCGACCCAGCCUGUGGGAGUCGGUACAGUAAGCCUCCCAAGCCAUUCAGACGAGACCCAGCUUGUUGGAGUCGGUACAGUAAGCCUCCCAAGCCAUUCAGACGCGACCCAGCCUGUGGGAGUCGGUAUAGUAAGCCUCUCAAGCCGUUCAGACGCGACCCAGCUUGUGGGAGUCGGUACAGUAAGCCUCCCAAACCGUUUAGACGCGACCCAGCCUACGCGACCCAGCCUGUGGAGGUCGGUACAGUAAGCCUCCCAAGCCAUUCAGACGCGACCCAGCCUGUGGGAGUCGGUACAGUAAGCCUCCCAAGCCAUUCAGACGCGACCAAGCCAUUCAGACGCGACCCAGCCUGUGGAAGUCGGUACAGUAAGCCUCCCAAGCCAUUCAGACGCGACCCAGCCUGUGGAAGUCGGUACAGUAAGCCUCCCAAGCCGUUCAGACGCGACCCAGCCUGUGGAAGUCGGUACAGUAAGCCUCCCAAGCCGUUCAGACGCGACCCAGCUUGUGGGAGUCGGUACAGUAAGCCUCCCAAGCCGUUCAGACGCGACCCAGCUUGUGGGAGUCGGUACAGUAAGCCUCCCAAGCCGUUCAGACGCGACCCAGCCUGUGGGAGUCGGUACAGUAAGCCUCCCAAGCCGUUCAGACGCGACCCAGCCUGUGGCAGUCGGUACAGUAAGCCUCUCAAGCCGUUCAGACGCGACCCAGCCUGUGGGAGUCGGUACAGUAAGCCUCCCAAGCCGUUCAGACGCGACCCAGCCUGUGGGAGUCGGUACAGUAAGCCUCCCAAGCCGUUCAGACGCGACCCAGCCUGUGGGAGUCGGUACAGUAAGCCUCCCAAGCCAUUCAGACGCGACCCAGCCUGUAGGAGUCGGUACAGUAAGCCUCCCAAACCAUUCAGACGCGACCCAGCCUGUGGGAGUCGGUACAGUAAACCUCCCAAGCCGUUCAGACGCGACCCAGCCUGUGGGAGUCGGUACAGUAAGCCUCCCAAGCCGUUCAGACGCGACCCAGCCUGUGGCAGUCGGUACAGUAAGCCUCUCAAGCCGUUCAGACGCGACCCAGCCUGUGGGAGUCGGUACAGUAAGCCUCCCAAGCCGUUCAGACGCGACCCAGCCUGUGGGAGUCGGUACAGUAAGCCUCCCAAGCCGUUCAGACGCGACCCAGCCUGUGGGAGUCGGUACAGUAAGCCUCCCAAGCCAUUCAGACGCGACCCAGCCUGUGGGAGUCGGUACAGUAAGCCUCCCAAGCCAUUCAGACGCGACCCAGCCUGUGGGAGUCGGUACAGUAAGCCUCCCAAACCAUUCAGACGCGACCCAGCCUGUGGGAGUCGGUACAGUAAACCUCCCAAGCCGUUCAGACGCGACCCAGCCUGUGGGAGUCGGUACAGUAAGCCUCCCAAGCCAUUCAGACGCGACCAAGCAUUUGUGAAUCUGAACACCAAGCUGCUUUCCAAGCCGUCGUCUGUUUGCAACUGUAUUGUUUGUGUAUCUUCAACUUAA
This is a messenger RNA of Mya arenaria, 3324 nucleotides long. RefSeq lists its product as uncharacterized. The record is from RefSeq and is a predicted model, not a curated record. The transcript is spliced from 4 exons. Bases 1 to 3324 code for a protein of 1107 amino acids. NCBI's taxonomy places the organism in Eukaryota, Metazoa, Mollusca, Bivalvia, Myida, Myidae.